AUGCCCAUCACUCAGGACAACGCCCUCAGCAUCCUUCCAUUGCUGGAGGAGUGGCAGGGGGGAUAAGAAGAAGAAGGAGAAGAAGGAGAANGGAAUGACAUGUCCCUGUGUCUCGCUGCCAUCCAGAAGUUGGUGGAGUACAUUAAGUUCAACUUCAUGGAGGGCGACGCAGCUCCGUCAGCCAGCCCGUCCUCCUGCAGGGAGGGGGUGGACGUGGAGGUUCACGCUGUUUUCCUUAGUAAAGACGAGGGGGACACGUCGGAGUUCGGCCUCAGCUUCGGGAACAUCCCUAUCUUUGGGGACCCUGACGGGAAAAAGAAGGGGGGCCCGAGGAGGAGGCGGGACCAGGGCCCCAUCAUGGACGUGGGCUGCAUCUGGGUGACGGAGGUGAGGAAGAGGAGCCCAGCAGCUCGCUGCGGGGGGAUCAAACUGAGGGACGAACUGCUGUCACUGAACGGGCAGCUGAUGGUGGGAGUGGACGUCAGUGGAGCCAGUUACCUGGCCGACCAGUGCUGGAAUGGAGGCUGUAUCUACCUGAUCAUGCUGCGGCGAGUCAAGCGAAAGGCUCCCCUCCCUCCCUGUGAUGUAAACGGCGGCGUCCCUGUCAGCAGUGAGGGCUGUGAGGAGCAGCAGCAGGGCGGAGCCUCUUCUGACCCCUCUGACCGAUCAGAAAACUGCAAACGCACACGCAAGUUUGGUGUGAUAUCACGGUCGUCCUUUAACCGGGACACCAGGGACAGUACUGACUCUGAGCUCCAGAGCUGCUACAAUGGCUACAGCUCCUCUGGUCCCACUGAGACUGAGGUUAGUCCAGGGGAGGACCCGGGCUACAUCCUGUCCUCACAUACACCCACAGAGGAAAGUCCAGACGCCUUUCUCCAGGCGAGGACAGUCCCCCAGCGUCUGCACAGUGCAGGCACCCUGCUGGCAAGGUGUCACAGUCAGCUGUUAGACUGCAAGAUGGAUUCUUUCAGCAGUGAACCUUUGAGCCAGUUCAGAGAGGGCAGCCACAUCUGGAAGAUGCACAUGGUGAAGGGUGAGGAGGGCCUGGGCAUCCAGAUAACAGGGGGGCGGGGCUCCAAGCGCUCACCUCAUGGCAUCAUCAUAGCUCAUAUAGAGGAGGGGGGCGCCAUUCACAGGGAUGGUCGUCUUCAUGCUGGUGACGAGCUGCUGAUGAUCAAUGGUCAGUCUCUGGUGGGCCUCACCCACCAGGACGCUGUCGCCAUCCUCCGCUCCACCAGCGGCCUGGUCCAGCUGGUGGUGGCCAGCAGGGAGGAGUCAGAUGUGGGUUUCGAGCGCUUCCCAUCCAACAGUCUGCCGGACCUGGUCAGCACCUGCGGCUCCUCGUCCCCUUCCCCUCGUCCCCUCUCUCAUGCCACCCUCCCUCGCUCGGCCCAGACGUCCAACAGCAGCACCAGUCUGCACAACCCCUUGCUGUUGACGAACCUGGACAAACUAGAAGAACAGAGUCAGACGGAGGCACCCAAAGGAUCCUCUGGCAACCCUCCGCCCACGAAGCUCUGCAGCCGGUCCCAAGGGGGGAGCAGCCGUCUGGAGUCAGUGGGUGAGGAUGACGAGCUGUUUGUGGAGAACGGAGUGAGCGGUGAGGCGGCGGAGAAGCCUCCACCGGGCCGACGUAAACACUCUCUACCUCAACAACUAGAUACUGCUGGAGUGAGGCAGGAAUAUCAGAUCAUUAAGAAAUCAGCCCGCUCCCUGAGCACCAUUCAAGUGGAGUCUCCAUGGCGACUGGCACAGCCAUCUAUUAUCUCCAGUAUAGUGCUGAUGAAAGGCCAGGGCAAGGGUCUAGGAUUCAGUAUUGUUGGUGGGCAGGACUCAGCUCGCGGUCAGAUGGGGAUUUUUGUCAAAACCAUUUUCCCUCACGGAGCUGCAGCAGCUGACGGACGACUGAAAGAGGGAGACGAGGUUCUGGAGGUGAAUGGAGAGUCUCUCCAAGGACUUACACACCAGCAGGCCAUCCAGACAUUCAAGCAACUGAAGAAAGGUGUGGUGACGCUGACCAUUCGGACUCGCCUUCGUAGUCCAAGCCUGACACCCUGUCCCACCCCCACCCUCCUCAGUCGCUCCAGCUCACCCAACUCCAAUACCAGUGGGGGAACUCCUGUCCCCUCUGGGUUUGAAGAGGCUGAUGGCCGCAGGGGCCCUGGUCCUGGUCCUAAAGACUGCAUCAUCAUGGAGGUCACUCUUAAUAAAGAGCCUGGUGUUGGUCUGGGCAUUGGGGUCUGCUGUCUGACCCUGGAGAACUCUGCUCCUGGUAUCUACAUCCACAGCUUGGCUCUGGGAUCUGUGGCCAAGAUGGACGGCAGGCUCAGUCGUGGAGACCAGAUCCUGGAGGUGGACUCGGUCAGUCUUCGUCAUGCUGCUCUCAGCGAGGCCUAUGCCAUCCUCAGUGAAUGUGGACCUGGACCAGUCAGUCUCAUUAUAAGCAGGCACCCUAACCCCAAGGUGUCAGAGCAGGAGAUGGAUCACAUCAUAGCUCGAUCCACACACAGGGAAAAAAUGAGCAGGAACAGACACUCAUCUCACUCCCAAGGUCUGACCUGUAAGAGCCCCAACCCAUCGAUCAAGGAGCAGCAGGGAGAUGGCUCCCCUGCUCUCAGCUGGACCAUGAAGAGAUUCCUGGAGCCUGCCAGUAGACAGGGCUCCCUGAGCUCAGAGGCUGAGUUAUCUCAGUACUUCUCCCAGGAUGUCUCCAGCCACUCCUUCUUGUCUGACACCAUGCUCAUUGGAUUGAGCGGUGAUGAGGCUCCGCACCAGCAGAGCUGCCGCACCUCCAUGGACGACAACGCAUCACAGCCACGAGCUUUCACUCUCUCCCUAACAGAAGUGGACAGUGACCCUGUGUACAACACAUCAGAGGAGAAGACCCCCGCCCCCCUUCAUCAACAUGCAGAGGCAGUUUGCCAGCCCAUUGCCGUCUCCAGCCCUGCCUCCGUGCGGAGCCCGCUUCUGCGUCAGCACCGGGUGAUGUGCUUUGAGGAUGAGCUCAGCGAUGAUGAAGACUCAGACAACAAUAGAAACACUGGGCGCUUCCAUAGACCAACAAAACCUGACUCUCUGAAUCUCAGUGAUGCACAAAUCCCCAAAACUGUUCCAGCAGUUGUAACUGCUACUUCUGCUGCAUCAUUGUUAGACGUAGACGGAGACAAUGACGAUGACGGGGAUUUACAGAGAUGUGGGAGCAGCAAUGUGACAGCACCACUCUGUGGUAGUUUGUCAGAAUGUGAGGAUGGUGUUACCAGGAAGUCUGAGGCAGAUGGUUCUGAGUCACCCUUCAUGCCCAUCUGCUGCCCUUUGGACCACAAAGCAGGUUUGGUAAGCAGCAUGGACUCUGCGUCGAGCCAUUUGACUAUCAUCAGUGAGAAUUGCACAAAUCCAGAUGAUGCACAGCUGGAGUCAAAGCGCUCCCCCAAGUUGGAGCAUAAAGCAGUGACGCGGGUCAAAAGUAUGAUGAGCAUUGAAGCUCCAAACCUUCAACAGCAGAAGUCCAGAGUGGAUGAGCCCGCUCCAUCCCAGCCCCCAUCCCAGCCCACACAGUGUGGAAGAACCCCCAGGACUGUCGGUGGGCCAGAGCCCCACUGUAAGAAAGGAGACACCCGCGAGCUUGUUGGUGUUUGUGCCAUCGACACUGUGACCCUCAGGAGAAGUGACAACGAGUCUUUUGGUCUUGACCUGGAGAUCAUGUCCUCCCCUCUGAAAGUGGUCAUCACUGGGUUAAAGCCUGGCUGCGCAGCAGAGAGGGGAUCUUCAGCCAAGCUGUGUCCUGGAGAUGAGAUUGUGAAAAUCGGAGAAAAGCUGGUGUGCUCCUCCAGCUACCAGGAAAUCUGUGAGCUGAUGCGUAACCUUCCUAUGACACUGUCCUUAGAAGUCAAGAAACCAGUUUCAGCUGUAGAUCGACUGUCCAAUCUAAUGAUGUCAUCAGGGAGCAGUGAUGGAGCCGUCAAACUGAACCCGGCCACAUCUGUUCAGGCGCUGUCUGAUGAAGUGAUAGUCCCAAACCACACAACCCAAACAGACCAUGACUUCCAAAUACCCAUCACCAACAUAGAUGAUAUUUUAUUAGAAGUGAGCCUCUGCAGUGACACAAACACACACACCAAACCCCCCAAGGAAAUAUUAUCCAAUGAGCAUGUAUCAAGCCAACAUGCUGUACCCCUGUCUGAGGGGGCUGGGAUUCAGUUUCCAGUCCAGACUAGUCUCCUGGACAGCUCUGUCUUAGAUACAGGAAAUGAGAAAUGUGUUGUCCUCCCUGUGGAGACAACACAUGUCCUCCCUGUGGAGACAACACAUGAGAACCAACCAGAAGAGAACGCUGGUUCUAAACACAUGUACCCCACAGGAGAAGACAGCGAUUCAAACAGUGAGUCCACCACUGACAGUAGUGUAGUGGCCAAUAAGAAUGCUGAAAGAGGUGGUGGUAUUCAUGAGCCCUCCUCAGAUGAGGAAGAAGUGGAGUUUUGUUGCUGUGAUGCCCAGAAACCUGCUGCUGAUGGACACUCACCAAACAGGUCUUCACCUGUUCAGCCUGCAAGCAGUCAGGAUACAGAGCUGGAUCAGACCUUCGAUGUGAGGCGGGGUGACUCUGAUGUCUCAGUAAGAGACAAAGAGCAACCAUGCCAGUUUUCCAACAGUCCAAUACCUGUGUCCUCUACAGAGUGCUAUGUUAAUGGUGCUAUUGAACCCUGCGACAAAGCUAAAGAAUGUGUGGCAUCUUGUCCUGGUAGCUUAAGCCCCUCCCCACCAGAUACCCACAGUCUCACACAGGAAGCAGAUUCCUCCCUCACCUCAGAUUUACUGAAAAAGUUAAAUAUAAAAAAAGCCCUGUCACCUUCAGUGGAGUCAGAGACCUAUGGUUCAAGCCUCAGCAGAUCAGACACAAAAGUCUCAGCAACAGUGAUAAACAAAGAGAAAGUCCUGACAGGUAGAACUAAUUUGAACACCCAGACUAGCUCCUCACUGAAGAAUACCUCUGGCCUGAAGCUCCUUGAUAUCCCAGACAGUCCUGUGUGGAGCAGCAUCUUAAAACUUCCAUCUGAAUCACAAAUCAGUCCAAAAACAGCUGCUCCCAAACUGAAAGGCCUGAGUAUCAAGAGUAAGAACAAGUCACAGGAGGAGCCGCUCCAAAAACCAAGUCCAGCUCCUUCAAACAUCGACGCUGCCUCGAACCAGUCAACACAGUUACCAUCAGUGACAACCAGAUCCAGCUGUUUGAGGACCAGUAACCAGCCUGAUGUGAACAGCUGCCUUGCUUUGCCCAGAGUAAGUGAGAGAAGGCAGGUUAAAUCUGAGCACAGAGAUGUACAACUGACCAUGGAGAAGAGCGUCCAUGUAGGUUCCAGAUCUCAGGGCCAGUCCCACCAACCUCCCACUCAGAGGACAUUUAUAGAGGUUCAGCUGUCUUCUUUAUCUGGUUCAUCAUCACCAGUUGUGGCUAACAGUGAAACAGUAAAUUCAGGCUCUAAACUCACUCAGAGAGGAACAGAGGUGAGAUCAGCACCUGUUCUUUCUGCUGCUGUUUCCACUGUAGAGAAAACAAACGCUGUGGUCCGUAACACAGACUUGAACUCACUGUGUUCUACUAAAGAAACUCACUCAACCACAAAACCCUCAAAGCCUAGUACUGCUGUGGAGACAGGUGAGACCCUGAAGUCCAGCACAUCCAGACUCUACAUAAAGACGAUGGAGAGACGAAGCUUCUCAACAGACGCUGCAGUGUCUGCAGGCUAUAAUCCCUUCUCUGUCCGACAUAAGAUAAAGUCUUUUGAGAACCUGGCUAACUUUGACCGGCCUGUAGCUAAAAGCAGUGACAUUCAGUCUCACGCCCUGACGUACAGAUCCUCACUGAACCAGAGGAUCGCUGGUUAUAUGGACUUGGUGAAUUCUGUUGACUGUCGUGCACGGCAGAGAAGUUUUAGUUCUUAUGUGGAGACUCUGAUAGCGACCACACCCUGCUCUCCUCCUCUUGGUAAACCCCCCUCGAACAUUACACUGAUGAACCUUGACUUUCCACAUACACGCUGUAACACAGCUCCCCUGUUGGAGGACGGUCCUAAGGCUGAGGCUCCCAAAGCUCCAGAUGGAUUUACACCACAGACCCCUCCAGUGCUGCGGAGGAAACAUGGCAGACUUCCCCGCAGCAGGCUGCAGCAGCUCAGGGCUCUCAGUAUGCCUGAGCUCGAGAAGCUAUGCACAGAGGACUUUACCAAAGGACAGGGUACAGCAGUGGAAAAAACUGAGGUCAGCAUCCAGCCCACAGAGACUGAGAGCUCCCCUCCCUCUGCAGCCCCGACAGAUGUGGAUGUGAUCAGGGUGAGCCAACGUGAUCCUGGAUCUUCUGAAGAGACUCCUCAGGAAACCCCAGAGACCCAUGGACCACAGCCUGGCUGGUCCAUCAGUUUAAAGGAGCUGGAGUCUUCUCCUCUGAGUCAAUGUAAACUGCAGACGUUGCUGUUCUCCCUGACGGCUAAGUCACACGUGUUGGCUCUGCUCCAGGACACCAGGGCGCCUUCUGAGGUGAAGGACGAAACUCACCUUGUGAUCCUGAGUAAAGAGGAGGGAUCAGGACUUGGUUUCAGUGUUGCAGGUGGAGUUGACCUGGAGCAGAAGACAAUAACUGUCCAUCGGGUCUUCACCAAAGGUGCAGCGAGCCUCGAAGGCACAAUCCAGAGAGGAGACAGCAUUUUAUCCAUAAAUGGAACGAGUCUAGAGGGAAAAACCCACGGAGAGGCCGUGUCCUGCCUCCAUCAGGCCAGACUGUCCAACCAGGCCUUAGUCGUCAUUAGGAGAGACAAGGACGGCGGACCAAGUGUCUCUGACAGACAGGACCUGGUCAGCCAGCUGAAGAGUUUACGUUCUGCCAGGAAGACCCCUAUGGAAGCUGGAGCAGUGGUGGAUGUCGGUCCAGAUUGUGCUUUAACGGUGGAGCUCCACAAGACUUCUGCUGGGCUGGGCUUCAGUCUGGAGGGGGGGAAGUCCUCAAGCCACGGAGACCGGCCUCUACUUGUCAAACGCAUCUUUGAAGGAGGUGCUGCUGAGCUGUCGGGGCUCAUUGAAGUCGGCGAUGAGGUCCUCUCCAUCAACGGCUGCUCUCUAGAGGGUCUCAUGCACCACGAUGCCUGGAAAAUCAUCAAAGCCACUAACAAAGGGCCCAACACCCUCCUCAUCCGCAAGCUGAACACCUGACUGUAGGGAAAACCUCCUGAGGGGGGGCCACUGUGAAACUGCCCUCUAAACUAGGGUUUGGACAAACAACAGAAACCAGGACGAGCAGGU
Molecule: messenger RNA, 7293 nt
Organism: Seriola dumerili (greater amberjack)
Lineage: Eukaryota; Metazoa; Chordata; Actinopteri; Carangiformes; Carangidae
Gene: pdzd2
Product: PDZ domain containing 2
Exons: 26
Molecular function (GO): protein binding
Source: RefSeq, a predicted model, not a curated record